GAACCCCCACUCUUCCUUUUCCGGUCAGCGGCCUGAGGUGACCUCUCAAAAUGGUUCGCUAUUCACUUGACCCAGAAAACCCCACAAAAUCAUGCAAGUCGAGAGGUUCAAAUCUUCGUGUUCACUUUAAGAACACUCGUGAAACAGCCCAGGCCAUUAAGGGUAUGCAUAUCCGAAAAGCCACCAAGUAUCUGAAGGAUGUCACUUUAAAGAAGCAGUGUGUGCCGUUCCGUCGUUACAAUGGUGGAGUCGGUAGGUGUGCCCAGGCCAAACAGUGGGGCUGGACGCAGGGUCGGUGGCCCAAAAAGAGUGCUGAAUUUUUACUGCACAUGCUCAAAAAUGCAGAGAGUAAUGCUGAACUUAAGGGCUUAGAUGUAGAUUCUCUGGUCAUUGAGCAUAUCCAGGUGAACAAAGCCCCCAAGAUGCGGCGCAGGACAUACAGAGCUCACGGUCGGAUCAACCCAUACAUGAGCUCUCCCUGCCACAUUGAGAUGAUCCUUACUGAAAAAGAACAGAUUGUUCCUAAACCAGAAGAGGAGGUUGCCCAGAAGAAAAAGAUAUCCCAGAAGAAAUUGAAGAAACAAAAACUUAUGGCCCGGGAAUAAAUGCUGCAAAAAAUAAAUGCAAAUAAAAGUAAAA
This is a messenger RNA of Eubalaena glacialis (North Atlantic right whale), 639 nucleotides long. RefSeq names its product large ribosomal subunit protein uL22. Bases 51 to 605 code for a protein of 184 amino acids. NCBI's taxonomy places the organism in Eukaryota, Metazoa, Chordata, Mammalia, Artiodactyla, Balaenidae. Gene Ontology annotation, cellular component: cytosolic large ribosomal subunit; ribosome. The transcript has a single exon. The record is from RefSeq and is a predicted model, not a curated record. Gene Ontology annotation, molecular function: structural constituent of ribosome. Gene Ontology annotation, biological process: cytoplasmic translation.